Messenger RNA from Coprinopsis cinerea okayama7#130, 472 nucleotides. RefSeq names its product prefoldin. Gene Ontology annotation, cellular component: prefoldin complex; cytoplasm. The record is from RefSeq and is a predicted model, not a curated record. Gene Ontology annotation, biological process: protein folding. The transcript is spliced from 5 exons. Bases 22 to 417 code for a protein of 131 amino acids. Lineage: Eukaryota; Fungi; Basidiomycota; Agaricomycetes; Agaricales; Psathyrellaceae.
CCACCACCAUCUUCCGCCACAAUGCGUAUGCUCGACCACGAUGAAGAGAAAGACGAUGCUGCUGAGGUGACCUGGGAGGACCAACAGCGAAUAAACACGUUUUCCAAGUUGAAUGCACGAAUCAAAUUAAUCGAACAGAAGCUGGAGGUGUUCAAACAAGAGAAAGAAGCUCUCGACGACUUGUCUCCAGAACUCGAACUAGCUGACGAAGAUGAACCUGUCCUAUAUAAAAUUGGCGAUACCUUCAUCCACAUGCGCCAAUCACGAGCCCUCAAACGCCUUGAACAGGAUCAAGCCAAGAUCGACGAGCAAGUACAAGCACUUUCAACACAGGCUGAUGAAUGUGAGACGAAGAUGAAGGAGCUGAAAGUGCUGCUGUACGCAAAGUUUGGAAAGGCUAUCAAUUUGGACGAGUGAAUUGUCGUAAAGCUUUCAGAAUAAAGAGAAUGUAUUUUCAGGUUUGGGUUUAGAA